CGUAUUUCAGUUACUAGUAGUCAUAAUUUCAAAAUGGCUGUCAAGAUCUGCUUGUUGCUCCUUGGACUAAUGUGCUUGGCGGCCGGCAAACCAUUGUGCCCGAGUGCAAUGUAUGAAACCAUGCAGCCCAUGACUGUCUGUGAAACUAUGCCAACGCCGUCCAUGUAUUAUGGUUAUGGUGGACUAGGCAAUAUGGAAAUGGUGCCUACUUUCGGAUACACUGGCUACGGAGGGUACCCUGGCAUCGGUGGAUAUGGUCGAGGCUACGGGAACGCUGGCCUCGGCAUCGGUGGAGGCCUAGGUUUAGGUCUCGGUGGUGGCCUGGGCAUCGGGGCCGGCCUCAACCCCGGACUCGGCGCCGGCCUCGGCGGCCUCGGCGGCGCUUUAGGGGUGUUUUAACCCUUAGAAGAAAAAUUAGCAGUGAAAUUUGAAUCAAUGGAGUUAGAAAAUUAUUUAGUUACAACUCUGAUGUUAUAAAAAUUUCAUUGAAGCUAAUUAUAGUAUUAAUAUUAGGACAAUUUAUUUAAACCUUUUCGACAAAUGGGUAUUUAGGUGGAUCGAUUCUUUUUUGUCGUUUUUCUGUCUUAUCAACCGGAAGGCAAAAGUCACACAAUAUUUUUUUGUAAAUUCACCAAAAGUUGUAGAGAUCUAUUACAAAAAAAUUGAAAGGUAUGGAAUUAAUAAUGUCGAAAGUUUUAGCGACUUCUAGGAUUUCUACUCUCUACGACGAUAAAUGAAUUAAAAUCUAUUCAGUGUAAAUAUAGGUUUGGUAAAAUGUAUGCUAUUUCGUGAUUCAAAUGUGAAGAUAGGCGUCGUAACCUUCCCAACGAGUGACAAAAAAGUUGAUCUACCCUCGCACAUAAAAUGCAUAUAUGUAGAAAGACAAAUUUAAUAAAUGUGUCCAUGAAA
Molecule: messenger RNA, 909 nt
Organism: Cydia pomonella (codling moth)
Lineage: Eukaryota; Metazoa; Arthropoda; Insecta; Lepidoptera; Tortricidae
Exons: 3
Coding region: 34-399 (121 amino acids)
Source: RefSeq, a predicted model, not a curated record